CAAUGGAAACGAACAACCAUUUUAACUUCACCGGCCUCCCCUCUGUGCCCACUGCCUCGGGACUGAAGCCUGCACCUUCCUCAGGGGACAGCCUGUAUGCCAAUGGGUCGCCCAUCAACUUCCCCCUGCAAGGGAAAUGUCUGAAUGGCGACAUGAACGGGACUGGCUUAGCGACUGUAUCCCACACUGGUGCUUCAGGGACCUUCGCCUCUGCCGCGCAUUCCCCCGACGCCUCCGCCCUGCCCCACCCCUACGACUAUCUGUGGAACUACCCGCCGUACCAGCCCGGCAGCCUCAAGGAGAGCUCCGGCCUCGGACAGUAUCCGCUCAACGGCCUCCUGGGGAGCACCCGGCCGGUGUCCUUGGGGCACAACACUAACCCGAGGGGGGGCCAGGAGUUCUGGGGCAACGGCACCCCCGGCUCCAUGGGGCUGAGUUUCGACUCGCAGGAGCUGUACGACUCCUUCCAGGAGCCGAGCUUCGAGCUCGUGCAAAACGGGGCCAGCGGAUUCUAUGAGGCCUCCCAGUCCUCCCCCAUGCUGGGCUCCGGCGCCCAGUCCUUCUCGCCACCGCCCUGCCCUCAGGACCAGCCGGGCGCCGGCGGAGGAGGGUCCUUGGGAGCAGACGAGGCGCGGCCCGGGGGUGAAGAGACCAGUGCUGGCCUCAUGGGCAGCAAGGAGCUGGAGGAGACGCAGCCGGGUAAGUGGCUCGGGGUAAGCGGAGCCGGCGUGUCUGGUGCGGUUGGGCCACAAGGGAACCGUCGCUUCCCGGUUCCGAUCCAAACCCCCAGGGCUGGCUUAUGCGUGUGGGGGUGUUUGGCCCGCGAGCGGGUCCCGGGCCCGGCGGGGGAGCCGCUCAGCCAAGAAGCUUCCGUCCUGGCUCCGGACGCUGCUGGCAGCUGCCUGGGCGACGCCUCUGCCAUCACCACUCCCCUGGCUAACCCUCCGCUCCUGAGCGAAGAGCCGCUGGAGCCCUUCGAGUCGCUGGCCAGAGACCCCGGGACUGGAGACCUCUACGAGAUGGACGACUCCCAGCUGGUGAACGACAAGUCGUCUCUGGAGGCUGCCCCGGACAUCUCGGCCCUCGACUGCUCCGACAGCCCCUCCCUGACCAAUCCCAGCCACUUCAGCCUGGUGCCGGGAUCGGACCCGUGUGCCUUGUCGCUUCCCCAGUACCUGAGCAGGAACGUCGUGCAGGGCGUCCGGCGCGAGCAUUUCAGCUUCAGCCCCCGCAUGCCGGUUGGAGACUUCUACGAGGAGGGGGACAUGCCCGAGGGCGCGCAGUGGGUGAAACUGACCCCAGAGGAAAUCCCCGCGCGGAUCCAGGCCAUCACGGGCAAGCGCGGACGCCCCCGCAACACGGAGAAGGAGAAGGCCAAGGCCAAAGAGGCGCCCAAGGUGAAGCGGGGCCGGGGCCGGCCUCCCAAGACCAAGGUGGCCGACUUGCUGAGCAAGACGGACGCCAGGCUCCUGAAGAAACUGGAAGCCCAAGAGGUGCUCAGCGACGAAGACAAGCUGAAGAUGAGCAAGAUCAAGAAGAAGAUGCGGCGAAAGGCGAGGAACAAACAAAAGCAGGAGGCCAAAGCGCCCAAGCCCAAGGAAGCCAAGAAGAAGGCCAAGUCCCUGAAGAUCCUUGGGGAGAAGGUGUCGGAGAUCAGCCUGAACCGGGACACCGUCUCCGAGAUCCUGCGCUGCUUCCUCGUGGCCUACGGGGCCAGAGCUGAGCUGUGCCACAGCCUGCGGACCAAGCCCUUCCAGGCGCUGCCCCCGGACCGCCAGGCGGCCGUCCUCGCCUUCCUGGUCAAUGAGCUCAACAGCAGCGCCCUCAUCAUCAAUGAAAUCGACAAGACGCUGGAGAGCAUGUCCCACUACAGGAGGAACAAAUGGAUCAUCGAGGGCAAACUGCGCAGAUUGAAAAUCGCCCUGGCCAAGAAAACAGGCCGCCCAGAGUCGGAGAUCAUGGGUUUGGACGAGGGGCCCAGGAGACGCAGCUCUCGCAUCACGGAGGAGAACAGCAGCCUGGAGGCAGAGGAAGAAGAGAGCUGGGGACGGAAAUCCCGCAAGGACGAGGAGGGCAGCAUCUCUGCGUCUAGCGUCCCCGAGCUGGAGAGGCAGAUCGAGAAGCUCACCAAGGUAAGCCCCGGCAAGGAGGCCCCGAGCCCCCCGGCCCUGGAGGAGAGCUUCCCCGAGAGGGCGGAGCCGCGGGGGCCCUGGUUCAAUCUGCUGCCCCGGACACCCUGUGACGACGACGACGUCCCCUUGGCUACCUCCUUAGACGAGCCCCCGGCUACAGCCGCCCCCCAGCCUUGCAGCCUUCGCCCUGGGGACCAGCCCAAGGCCGUGGGCAGGCAGCCGCACGGCCCCACCUCUCCUCCCCUCGCUUCCACGCCCGUCCACGCCAGCCCCCGGGUGCCCAGCGCCUGCCCCAGAAGCCGGGGUGGACCUGACAAGACCCAGGGGCCGCUGGGGCAGCCCAAGCGCCGGGGCCGGCCCCCCACCAAGUUCUUCAAGCAGAUUGAGCAGAAGUACCUCACCCAGCUAACGGCGCAGCCUGUACCCCCAGAGAAGCGAAGCGGCUGGUGGUGGCUCAAGGACCCGGAGGAGCUGGAGGCCUUGGCCCGCGCAUUGCACCCGCGGGGGAUCCGCGAGAAAGCCCUGCACAAGCACCUCACCAAGCACAAGGAGUACCUGCGGGAGGUCUGCGCCCGCACCACUGCCGAUCCCAUCUUCCAGCCUCAGGAUGCCGGCCACCCCGUGUCUCAGGAAGCCUUGGCCCAGUGGUCCACGACAGAGCGGGCCUACGAGGCAGACCUGGCUCUCCUGCAGUGGGUGGAAGAGCUGGAGCAGCGGGUGCUGAUGGCGGAUCUGCAGAUCCGGGGCUGGACGUGUCCGGACCCGGACUCGGCGCGGAAUGACCUGCGGUACUGCGAGCACAAGGUGGGGGCCCUGGAGGACUUCACCCUCAAGAACCGGCGGGAGGGGCUGCCCCCGUGCCGGGAGGCCACCAACCCCUUGGACCUGGCCGUCCUGCGGCUGGCCGCGCUGGAGCAGAACGUGGAGCGCCGGUACCUGAAGGAGCCGCUGUGGCCCCUGCACGAGGUGGUGCUGGAGAAGGCCGUGCUGAGCAACACGGAGAUCACCUACGAGAUCACUUCCCGGAUGCGGACGUGGCGCCAGACCCUGGAGCGGUGUCGGAGUGCGGCCCAGGUCGCCCUCUGCCUCUACCAGCUGGAGAAGUCCAUCGCCUGGGAGAAGUCGGUCAACAAAGUGGUGAGGAGGAUGUUCAGUGAGUCUCGGCCACAAGGGGGAGCCAGGGGCAAGGGGUGGCACAGUGAGGAGGCAUCACUCUGCGGAACUCCCUGCUGCAGGAAGAGACUUCUGGCCCCCUCCCUCUUGGGCAGGAUCAUCUUGAUGGAGAUGGAGUCGCAGGAGGAGGCUUGGCCCUUCCUGGAGCCCGUCAACCCCCGCCUGGUGCCCGGCUACAGGAAGAUCAUCAAGAACCCCAUGGACUUCGCCACCAUGCGGACGCGGCUGCUCCGGGGAGAGUACGUGAGCUGUGAGGAGUUCGCCGCCGACGCCGCGCUGGUGUUCGACAACUGCCAGACCUUCAACGAGGACGACUCGGAGGUGGGCAAGGCCGGGCGCGCCAUGAGGCGCUUCUUCGAGAGCCGGUGGGAGGAAGUUUAUCAGGGAAAACACACGCCUAACCCGUGAAGCCGGAACAGGUCGAGGGUGGGGGGGGUCAGCAGGGGGACCAUGGCCCCCCCUCCAGCCCCUGACUGGAGACCUGUCUUGUGCGGGGCGGGUUGAGGAGAGAACCCCUCCCCUCUGCGCACACACUCCUGUGCGAAAGAACUGACUCUCCGGAGCCCGUCUCGCUGCCUGCUGAAUUCCC
Pelodiscus sinensis (Chinese soft-shelled turtle) is the source of this 3894-nucleotide messenger RNA. Lineage: Eukaryota; Metazoa; Chordata; Testudines; Trionychidae. The record is from RefSeq and is a predicted model, not a curated record.